Messenger RNA from Pipistrellus kuhlii (Kuhl's pipistrelle), 2717 nucleotides. It is a transcript of the gene PAK3, whose product is annotated as p21 (RAC1) activated kinase 3. Gene Ontology annotation, molecular function: ATP binding; protein serine/threonine kinase activity. The record is from RefSeq and is a predicted model, not a curated record. Gene Ontology annotation, biological process: regulation of axonogenesis; regulation of MAPK cascade; protein phosphorylation. Gene Ontology annotation, cellular component: cytoplasm. The coding region runs from base 541 to 2217 and encodes 558 amino acids. Lineage: Eukaryota; Metazoa; Chordata; Mammalia; Chiroptera; Vespertilionidae. The transcript has 19 exons.
UUCCCUUGCCUAGAGCAAGGGUGCGGGUCCGGGAGGGGGGUCGGGGGUGGGGGGCGGGGAAUUGGCUGGGCAUGAAGCAGCGGCUAUAGCCACGGGUUGUGGCUCGGCAGCCGCGCUAUUCCGCUAUCGCCAGCGCCAGCGCUCUGAGAUAGAGGAAAGGUCUUGACAGGUUGGCUGGACCAGUGGCAGAAUCCAGUACCAGACUCUGGACUUGAGGGUUCUGGACUAUGGUCUGUAGAAGUGAAGGAGAGAAGGACUCAAAUCCAGGUCAACUGUAUGGCUGUCUGAAGUGCUGCAACAGAAGGAAAUCCAUUCCUAUUGGCGAUAACACUGUGGCCCUGUUCUGAGACGACUGAUGUAUAAAGGUUUUCCCCAAGAAAGAGCAGCUGAGUCCUUGCAUCUUGUGACAGCUGGUAUACCCAGCCCUGAGUUCCUCGGAGUUGAAGGCACCCUGGUCCCUUCUCAUGGGCAGCAUCCACCCAUGCUAAGGUCCAGCAGCGGUGGUGGUGUGAGGAGCUGUGCAGUUAGUUGUAACUGAAAAUGUCUGACAAUCUGGAUAAUGAAGAGAAACCCCCAGCUCCCCCACUGAGGAUGAAUAGUAACAAUCGGGAUUCUUCAGCGCUUAACCACAGCUCCAAACCGCUUCCCAUGGCCCCUGAAGAGAAGAAUAAGAAAGCCAGGCUUCGCUCUAUCUUCCCAGGAGGAGGGGAUAAAACCAAUAAGAAGAAAGAGAAAGAACGCCCAGAGAUCUCUCUUCCUUCAGACUUUGAACAUACCAUUCAUGUGGGGUUUGAUGCAGUCACUGGGGAAUUCACUCCAGAUCUCUAUGGCUCACAGAUGUGCCCAGGGAAGCUCCCAGAGGGAAUUCCUGAGCAAUGGGCAAGAUUACUCCAAACCUCCAACAUAACAAAACUGGAACAGAAGAAGAACCCACAAGCAGUUUUAGAUGUUCUCAAAUUCUAUGAUUCCAAGGAAACAGUCAAUAACCAGAAAUACAUGAGCUUUACAUCAGGAGAUAAAAGUGCUCAUGGAUACAUAGCAGCUCAUUCUUCGAGUACAAAAACAGCAUCAGAGCCUCCUUUGGCUCCUCCUGUCUCUGAAGAAGAAGAUGAAGAAGAGGAAGAAGAAGAUGACAAUGAACCCCCACCAGUUAUAGCACCAAGACCUGAGCAUACAAAAUCAAUAUACACUCGUUCUGUGGUUGAAUCCAUUGCUUCACCAGCAGCACCAAGUAAAGAGGUCACACCGUCUUCUACUGAGAAUGCCAAUUCCAGUACUUUGUAUAGAAACACAGAUCGACAAAGGAAAAAAUCCAAGAUGACAGAUGAGGAGAUCCUAGAGAAGCUGAGAAGCAUUGUGAGUGUUGGUGAUCCAAAGAAAAAAUACACAAGAUUUGAAAAAAUUGGUCAAGGGGCAUCGGGUACUGUCUAUACAGCACUUGACAUUGCAACAGGACAAGAGGUAGCCAUAAAGCAGAUGAACCUUCAACAGCAGCCCAAAAAGGAAUUAAUUAUUAAUGAAAUUCUGGUCAUGAGGGAAAAUAAGAACCCCAAUAUUGUUAAUUAUUUAGAUAGCUACUUAGUAGGUGAUGAACUAUGGGUAGUCAUGGAAUAUUUGGCUGGUGGCUCUUUGACUGAUGUGGUCACAGAGACCUGUAUGGAUGAAGGACAGAUAGCAGCUGUCUGCAGAGAGUGCCUCCAAGCUUUGGAUUUCUUGCACUCAAACCAAGUGAUCCAUAGAGACAUAAAGAGUGACAAUAUUCUCCUUGGGAUGGAUGGCUCUGUUAAAUUGACUGAUUUUGGGUUCUGUGCUCAGAUCACCCCUGAGCAAAGUAAACGAAGCACUAUGGUGGGAACUCCCUAUUGGAUGGCACCUGAGGUGGUGACUCGAAAAGCGUAUGGUCCAAAAGUUGAUAUCUGGUCUCUGGGGAUUAUGGCAAUUGAAAUGGUGGAAGGUGAACCCCCAUACCUUAAUGAAAAUCCACUCAGGGCAUUAUAUCUGAUAGCUACUAAUGGAACCCCAGAACUUCAGAAUCCAGAAAGACUUUCAGCUGUAUUCCGUGACUUUUUAAAUCGCUGUCUUGAGAUGGAUGUGGAUAGGCGAGGAUCUGCCAAGGAGCUUUUGCAGCAUCCAUUUUUAAAAUUAGCCAAGCCUCUCUCCAGCCUGACUCCUCUGAUUAUCGCUGCAAAGGAAGCAAUUAAGAACAGCAGCCGCUAGGACUGCAAGCCUUACCUUGCACCAUCUCCCCUCAUGAGUAAGACUGAACUAAAACUCUGCUACAGGAAAGAAGGAAGAAUGACAGUCAAAUGGGGUGGGGGUUCUUUAACUUUCUAAUGAAUAAAAACUUCUUACAAGCCCUUUUCCUACUCCCUAAGAUUAUGUAAUUUAUUUGUAAGCCUGAAUCGCAGCCCAAACAGGGCAGCAAUGUCGAAGUGCCCAUAAAGUGGUCACUUCCACCGUGAAGCGAAAGAGCCAGUAGUGAAUCCUCUCAUUUUGUGCAUUCACUUUGAAGAAAAAGGUUUCUCAAAGGUGCACACUCCCUCUUCAUAGUGUUGUGUUUGUUUUUAAGUUAGAAAAUAGUCCCUCUUGCAUUCAAACCUCUUUCAAAGCUCCUUACCCAAUGUGAUGUUUUUCACUUGCAUUGUCAUUAGUCGUCCAGAAAAAAAAAAAAAAAAAAGAUGUCAAAACGUUUUUCUUAAAAAAAAAGAAAGCAAAAA